Chanos chanos (milkfish) is the source of this 4424-nucleotide messenger RNA. It is a transcript of the gene stard13a, whose product is annotated as StAR related lipid transfer domain containing 13a. Gene Ontology annotation, biological process: regulation of Rho protein signal transduction; signal transduction; actin cytoskeleton organization. Bases 75 to 4325 code for a protein of 1416 amino acids. Lineage: Eukaryota; Metazoa; Chordata; Actinopteri; Gonorynchiformes; Chanidae. Gene Ontology annotation, molecular function: lipid binding; protein binding; GTPase activator activity. The record is from RefSeq and is a predicted model, not a curated record. The transcript has 18 exons.
AGCUAAUGUAAGUACAGCAUAUGGAAUCAUCUUCUUCGCACUGACAGAAUUUGAAUGGAAAGGCAUUGUCCCUAAUGAUGUCCACUCAGAAAGGCCCAGUGAUGACUCUACCAGUUGGGCAGACCCACGGGAGAGAGCUGAGAUCGACGGCUGGCCUCCGUGAACCCUUACAGGGGCCAGAUGUUCUUCCCUUCCAACAAAAGGACUCCAAGUCUAAGACUUUAAGCACUACACCUGUAAACCUCAAGCUUUCGGGUAAAUUCGGCAAUUUCUCAGCCACCACGUGGAUGUGUUGCUAUAAGGACCCCCAAGUGUUCUGCCAACAGAACAAUUUUGUCAAUGAGCAGAGAGAACGUUCGGACACGCCUCCCGUUUCCUGUCAGACCGAGCGUGGUGUGUUUUCAUCUGAAACACAGUCCAGGAUUGUUUCUGCUUCUCAGUUCGGCCUGCGUGACUCCCACGGAAAGAGCCAUGGGACCCACCCCUACACUGUGAAACAUAAACCCAGCUCAAUUGCAUUUUCAGACUAUGAUCAUCUUUACAGUACGGCUGGCAGAACCUUCAUCAGUAAGAGCUCUGAUGGUGGAGAGUCUUCUUCAGCAAACAGUGAUGAUGAUGAUGAUGGUGAUGGUGAUGAUGAUGAAGGCAAGGUGUACACUGAUUUGCCACAAUGUAGGGAUUCCAUUGCCAGCUGGAGACAGAGUGGCAUAAAACUGAGAACAAAAUUAAGGAGGAAUCAGAUAAGGAGGUGUGAGGAGGUCCUGUCUGACAGACAGAGCGGUGUGGACUCUAUGAGCUACAGCAGUGCGGAGGAAGACAGGGAGUCUGUAGGAGAGAGACAGGUCAUGUCUCUGUCGGGAGACUCUCUGAUCCAGCUCAUGAGAAUGCUGAACCAGCUCAGUCGUGAAAUUCAGGAAGCGUUGAACUCUGUAUCCUCUGCUUCUCCUCAUUCCACCUACGAGCCUAAUCAUACCCCAAAUCCCAUUCAGAUGACAACAAUUCAGAGAAAUCGGGAUCAGGAACAUUGUGUACCUGAAGGGACACGCAGGGCAGAAUGCAGAAGGAGGAACAGUGUCAGCCGAACCGAAGGGACGGAAACUGGGGAGAAUCGGACCGAGGUGAGAGUGAAGAUGAGUGACGCAUCAGCAGAACUUGAAGCGAAGGAGGCAUGCGAUUGGUUGAGGGCAGCGGGGUUCCCACAGUAUGCCCAGCUUUAUGAGGAUUCCCAGUUCCCUGUCGACAUAUCCACUGUCAAAAGAGACCAUGACUUUCUGGACAAAGACCUGGUGGAGCCCCUGUGUCGGAGACUCAACACUCUGAACAAGUGUGCCUCCAUGAAACUGGAUGUCAGCUCUCCCAGAAAGAAAAGUGAGGAUUCUGAUGAGGACGACCUGUUGGCCAUCAGUAACAGAUGGACGUUUGAGUGGAGCAGUCGCCGGUGGUCCAGGCUGCAGGACAUCGACUUUCUGCUGGGCGGUGCGGAGAGGCGGAGUCUCUCAGAGGUGGGGGAGGGACUAAGGAGCACAGUGAGCAGCGAGAGCGUUCUGACGGACUUGAGCGAGCCAGAGAUCUCCUCGCUGCACAGCGAGGACUCUGUCGGGCUGAUGUUGGACUCCGCCUCUCUGGUGCCCAUACAGAUGCCCAGGGACCUGCCUCAUUACGGCUCUCUUCCCGCCAAGAGCGGGCGGCAUGGUCGCACGCGCGCCAAGGACUUCCUGCGUCGCAUGGAGUCGUUGCGUUCGUGGGGGCCGUCGCUGGGACGGUCAGAACGACGGUCGUUAGUCAUCAGCGGACCUGUGCUCCAGCAUGAGCCCGAGACAAUAAAAACCCUUCGCUGUGUCCAGAUAGUUAACGGAGAGCUGGCCUCCCAAGAAAACAUGCCCCCUGCCAACAUUUAUCCGACCACACACCCAAUCAGCAGCGAAGGUAGUAGCCAAUCAGAAACUAGCGGGAGCGCAGGAAGCACGCCCGUCCUUAAGGGCCGCGUCCUUAAACCACAGCUUCCCUGUAAACGUUUGGGCGUGUACCUGGAGGACAUGGAUGUACUCGCCGGCGCCCCCCAGAGGAGGAAACCCGUAGAGCAGAGCCGCAGAAAUGAGUUUCGUUCCUACGAAGACCUCGUGGUUCACGUCCCAAAGGACCACAAGCCGGGUACUUUUCCUAAAGCUCUGUCCAUAGAAAGCCUGGCGCCUGGAGGCAGGGAUUCGGGGAAAUGGCAAGCAGGCGGCACGGAUAAGCAACAGAGGAAGGCUGGUGGCAGGGAGUCUCGGCCCGCCACACAAUGCUGCCCGCAGGGCAGCCGCAUCAGCGUGUACGACAACGUGCCAGGUUCCCACCUGUACGCCAGCACGGGCGACCUGAUGGACCUGGAGAAAGAGGACCUAUUUCCGCACCUUGACGACAUCCUCCAACACGUGAACGGCCUGCAGCAGAUCGUGGACCACUGGUCCAAAAACGUCCUGCCGGAGGGGGAGGGAGACGGAGACGGGGACGGGGAGACGGAAGGGGAAGACGCGGAGCGAGCGAGAGGAAUGACAAGGGUGCAGUCCUCCAGCCAAAUCACGCUGGACUUCGAGGGGACUUCGGUUACGGAAGGACAGACCACGCCCAGCGACGUCGACAGAGACGGCGUCUCCCUGAACGACACGGAUUCCAGCAGCACGCGGGAAAGGAGAGAUUCGGGAGUGGGGGCAUCGCUCACUCGACCUCGUCUCAGAUGGCCCAGCUUCAGGAUGUCGAACCGCCUUAGCCAAUCAGGAGCCUCGUUGCAGAUUACUAGCCAAUCAGCCAGCCAGCUUAGUCUGCUACAGAAGUUUUCUUUGCUACGCCUCACUGCUAUCAUGGAGAAAUACUCCAUGUCCAAUAAACACGGAUGGACCUGGUCAGUGCCAAAGUUUAUGAAGAGAAUGAAAGGUCCGGACUACAAAGAUAAGACGGUGUUUGGCGUACCCCUCAUCGUCCACGUGCAGCGUUAUGGUCAGCCGCUGCCCCUCAGCAUCCAGUUAGCCCUGCGUUACCUCAGGAGUCAGUGUCUCGACCAGGUGGGUCUGUUCCGUAAGUCAGGGGUGAAGUCCCGUAUUCAGGCCCUGAGACAGAUGUGUGAGAGUUCUCCGGAUAACGUGAAUUAUGAGGACCAGUCGGCAUAUGACGUGGCUGAUAUGGUGAAACAGUUUUUCAGAGACCUGCCCGAGCCCUUACUGACCAGCAAGCUCGGAGAGACCUUCCUGCACAUUUACCAGUAUGUUCCUAAGGAGCAGCGUUUGCAGGCUGUCCAGGCUGCCAUUAUGCUCAUGUCUGACGAGAACCGUGAAGUUCUGCAGACGCUGCUCUGUUUCCUGAGCGACGUCACCUCCUCGGUGGAGGAGAACCAAAUGACUCCCAUGAAUCUGGCAGUGUGCCUCGCCCCCUCCCUCUUCCACCUCAACAUUAUGAAGAACGACAACCUGUCACCCAGGUCGAUCCAGAGGAAGUACGCCACGGGCCGACCCGACCAGAAAGACCUGACGGAGAACCUGGCCGCCACCCAGGGGCUCGCUCAUAUGAUCACCGAGUGCAACCGUCUCUUCCAGAUCCCCCAGGAGAUGCUCACCCAAUCACGUAACUCCUACAUGGAAGCUGAACUGUUAGCGCCCCCUCUGGAAGAACUGUGCAAACAACGUCAGCAAGAAGAAGAAGAGGAGGAAUACGACGAAAGGUCUCAUCGCUCGCACCUGGAGGGCCUCAUUCAGAACCUGCUCAAAGAGGCCAAAGACAAAACCAAGGCCUGGGUGAGCCGCCCCAACACAGACAACACCGAGCUGUCAUUCAAAAAGGUUGGAGAUGGGACACCACUAAGGAGGUGGCGUGCGUCUGUGGAGGUGGAGGCUCCUCCGUCAGUGGUGCUGAACCGCGUGCUGCGAGAGCGCCACCUGUGGGACAGUGACCUGCUCCAGGGGAAAGUUCUGGAAACACUGGACAAGCAAACGGACAUCUAUCAGUACACUCUGAACAGCAUGGCCCCCCACCCCAGCAGAGACUUUGUGGUGCUCAGGUCGUGGAGGACAGACAUGCCGAAGGGUAUGUGCACACUAGUAUCCGUGUCGAUUGACCACGAAGACAGCCCACCGAUGGGAGGAGUCAGAGGAGUGGUCCUGGAGUCACAGUACCUUCUAGAACCGUGCGGAUCGGGCAAGUCCAGGCUCACGCACAUCUGCAGGGUUGAUCUAAAGGGGCGGUCACCUGAGUGGUACAACAAAGCGUACGGUCACCUGUGUGCCGCCGAGGCUGCGCGCAUCCGAAAUUCCUUCCAGCCACUGGAUGCUACCGGCCCAGAGACCAAGAUCUGAGCUCGUAUAGCUCAGCGCAGGUAUAAGGGACCAGAUCCUGGCCACAGAUCUGAAGCAGGUGCCCAGAACAGAGAACCAGGAGGAGGCAAGAUAAGAGGA